GCCAAACACUGUUAUGUUGGCUACAUUCUGGCUGCGAUUCAACGUCCUGGCUCAUCCGGAAUCAAAACCAAAAAUAAUAUUUUCUAGUUGCUGAAUCAUUUUGCUUUGAUGUCGUCUUUGGAGGAUAAAUCUAUCUGGGAUGAUGGCGAGGUAUAUAUUUAUUUAUACUAUCUUUUUUUUUUUUUAAUUAAGUCUGCUUAGUAGUUUUAUUAUUAAUUGUAAAAUGUCUUUAUUGUCUUUUGAGAUUUCUGCACUUUUCUAGCCGGCACCUAUUCUCGAUACUUAGUAGAUUUCUUUACCAAUUAAAAUUACGAAUAUAAUAUAUAGAUCAAAUUCCAAAUAAAAAAUUGAAACAUUUUUAAGGGGUCAUCCAUUAAUUUCGUCAACAAUUUUUACACAAUUUUUACCCCCCCCCCCCUUUUUGUCAANGUUGUAUUUAAUUAUGUCAUCGACUCAUGUCAACAUUUUAUACCACCCCCCCCCCACACAAACACACACACACACACACACACACACAAAAUGAAUUAUAAUAUAAAUACAUUUAUAAAUACAUUUUACUUUGUGCUGAUCUAUUUUAAUGACACAAAAUUGUAGGAAAUUUAUUAUUUUUAUUACAUCUUUAGCUUGUUAAUCAACAAGUUAAAAAGUUUUUACACUUAAAUUUAUUUUAAAUUUUUUAAUGCAGAAUCAAUGAAAUGGUUGUUAAAGUUAAAGACUAAAUAUCAUUGUUUGUGGAAGUAUAAAUAUGAUUAUUGUCAGUAUAGCUGACAAUUAUAGUAUAUUUUCUAGCUGCUAUCAUCUUCCCAUGGAGUUAGCCCCCUCGAAUUCGCAAGUUUUAUUUGAAUUGCUAUAAUAUACUGUGGCGCCUCCAGUAAUAAACAAUGUAACAAGCCGACCAAGUUUUGUUUUUUGCCCCUCCCUUCUUUAAAGAAACCUGAAGUGACGCCCCUGAUGGGCAUAAUCUAUAGUAGCUGCACACUGUAAAGUUGACUGAUUAUAAAUGAAGAAAUCUAUUCAAAUGUAGGCCAAGAUGCUCUCCUCAGCUAAUGGACGGAAACAGAUCAGAAGUGUUGAGACAAAAUAACUAUUUUAUGAAUAAAAUAGCACAAUCAUAAUAAAAUAAUAAAACUUGAAUUUUCCAGCACCGACGCCCAUUUCCCCAUAAAAAUUGUUUUAGUAGUCACCCUUGCUGUGCAGUAGGGCCUACUAAAUUUUUUUACUUGGCCUGCUAGUUUAAAUUUACAUAACCUGAAGGAGGCCUAUACUUGACUAAAGGUUUUAAUAGGCCUUCUUAUGGCCUAAUAUUCCUAUAUAAUUUAUACUGUAUGCUGCAAAAAUAAGUGAAUUUAGUGAAUAUUUAGUAUAAGUCAGCCACAGGUCAAGAUAAUUAAAUAUAAAUCAAAGAUUCUAAUCACUGAGGCUAAAUUAUUGUAAAUAGCAUAGCUCAAAAUUUUCUCUUUCAAGUUUAGAUCAUCAAUGGUAAUCUUGUAUUCAUUAUCGGCCAUAUUGUAAAUUUCUAAAUUUGAGAGAUGGGUGCAUUCAAGGUUAAAUUAGGAGGGAAUGUCCAUUGAAUGGGUUAUAGUUUGUAGAAAUAUUGUCAAAUAAACAUCCUUCAUAAAGAAUUAAUUUUGCAUGACUAGAUUUUGACGGUGUUGUUUUGCAAAUAUACCAUUAUUCACCACUGAUAAGCAAAAGUUAUGAAUGAUACAACGCAAAUUUAAUUUUGAAAAUAUAUUGAAAUGUAUCAGAUUAUUUUUAUUGAAAAAUGUGGGAUCUCUCUAAGUCAAUGUACUUUUCAUAUAUACAUUUAGAAAUAGUCUCCCUUAAUUUCCCCCAAAUUUUUCGAAGUCUGUAAUUUUAAAGCAGGCCAAAACCCUUUUGUUUAGCCAAAAUUUUUGUCAUACAUUAUAUAUAAUAGUAAACCCUUUGAAAAUUUUAACUUAUAAAAGAAAUUCAAUUCGAUUGUACUCAGUUUUUAAAUCAAAUUUUUUUAGAUUAUUAAAAUUUAUAACCCUUCACAUAAAUAUUAGUAGAUUACAAUUCUUAAAACUUUAUUCAUGUUCAAGGAGUCAGUUGCAGAAGAAGUUCUACGCAUGCCUACAGAUGAAAUUGUUGGCAGAACCAGGUUACUUGAUAAUGAGAUAAAGGUAAAAUAGUUCAUAUCAAAUUUAUGGGAUUAAAAAAUUGACUGUCCAUCCACAAUUAGAAGAAAAAAAAAGUAAAAUAUGCAUAUCUCAUUUUCAUGAGCUAUUUCAGUUUUUGCAUUUUAAUUAUCAACUUAAUUGAAAUAGUGCAGAGAAGAAAUAUUCCAUUUAAAAGGUUAUAAAUCUGGUAAGAAAUAUAUCUAAAUUAAAGUUGUGAAAUUCAUGUCUGUUUGAGUAUCUGAUAUUUCCUAUGCUGUACUGUUUGUCAAAGCAAUUAAAAAUCAAUUUUAAUACAUGAUUUCUGUUCCAGAUUAUGAGGUCUGAAAUAAUGCGCAUACAACAUGAGUUACAAGCCCAAAAAGAAAAAAUAAAGGAAAAUACUGAAAAAAUUAAAGUGAAUAAGACACUUCCUUACCUGGUUUCAAACGUGAUUGAGGUAAUGAUUGAAAAUAAUACAUUUUCUCUAGCAUUUAACAAAGGGAUAUAGAUAACUUGUGAAUUGUUCAGGUUAUGGAACCAUUUGUUAACAGUUUCUGUUAGGAAUGGUAAAGCAAAUUAUUCUAAUGCAUAUCAUGUUCUGUUUAAGUUGUUGGAUGUUGAUCCUCAAGAUCAAGGGGAGGAGGAUGGAGCUAACAUAGAUCUUGACUCUCAAAGAAAAGGAAAAUGUGCUGUCAUAAAGACAUCUACACGGCAGGUAUAAUCACAAUCUUGAUAUUUUCUAUUUGUAAUUUGUGUAUAUAUUUAUUUUCUCAUUUAGGUGAUUUACAUACCAUAGUUGCGAAGAAAAUGUUAAAUUAACUUUCAAACACUGAAGUAGUAAUCAUAGUAUCAUGCUCAUAGUGUAUAUGUGAAUAUGGACUAUAUUAUCAUUAGAAGUUUUAUAUUAUUAUUAAAGUUGCUUUUUGGCUAGAAGAUUGUUUGCAAAUACCUUUCUUAAACUUUGUCUCCCAAGACAUACUUUCUGCAUGUCAUUGGACUAAAAAUUGAUAAACUUUUGUUUAAAUUUGCCUUUUUAGACAUACUUUUUGCCUGUUAUUGGACUAGUCGAUGCCGAGAAACUGAAGCCUGGGGAUCUUGUGGUAUGUUACACAUUAAAUACAAAUUCAUUACAAUAUUUUUUGUGUCAAAUAAAUAAGCAAUUUUCUCUUUGUUUAAAUGCUGAUGUUAUUUUCUUCUACUUAAAUUGUUAACAUUUUAUUUUUAAUUCUAGGGUGUGAAUAAAGACUCGUAUUUGAUCUUGGAAACAUUGCCUGCAGAGUAAGUUGCUCUUUGUUUACCUAUCUCAGAAGGGUAGCCUUCUUUUUCUGCUGUAAUUUUAAUUCAGAUGAAUUGGAUUCUUCUAUAUAAAGUUUUGGUUUGUUCAUAAAUGCAUUUAAACUAAUUGAAGCUUGAAGAUCUGUAUUAUUCUCACACACAUAUCCUGCACUUAAUUCAGCAGUGAUUCAAGGAUAGAUGGAAGCUUUUAAAAUGUUAUGGACUACUGGUAAAAGAAGGAAUGAAACUAGUUAAUUAUAAUAAGGAAUCAAUACCCAAUCUCAAUGACCUUCUCACAAUGUUAGUAGCCAUCUCAUAUUCAGCCCUGAUAUGAAAAACAAGCCUCGCUAUCACAUUGGGGGUUAAUUGUUUCUAACUUGGUAUUUGUUAUAAGUAAGGGAUAUUUAGAUUUUCUAAACUAUGAUUAGCCCACUAAUUGCAGAAGUCUGCGUUUUAACUUGAAUGUUCAGGCUAAAUCCUCAUUGCUAUCAUUUCUUGGGCAUUCUGAUUUGAAAUAAGUCGAAUUGGCUCUAAAUAUAAGCAAUGUGAUCAUCGAGGGUUUUUUGAAAUGUGAAAAACAAUUUUAAUUUUAGAAUAGUUUGACAUGCCAAUAUUCAUCACAGAUCAGUUGAUCUAACUUGGCUUGAAUUUAAUCAAUUAUUGUUUUGAGUGAAAUAAAAAGCUGACUAAAAUUUGAUAUAAUGAUGAUUUCUUGAAGGUAUGAUUCAAGGGUAAAAGCUAUGGAGGUUGAUGAGAGGCCAACAGAACAGUAUGCUGACAUUGGUGGUUUAGAUAAACAAAUUCAAGAGGUGAGAUGUCUUUUUUUGAAAUACCUCCUUUUUGGAAAUUUUGUUUUAACAAAUUUUACACUAUCUGCGCCACUCAUUUUUAAGUGUUUUUGCAUCACAGGAAUGAUAGUGGCGGCGGUGUAAAUAUAAAAAAGGAGUGCAAAAAAAACAAGGCUGCUAAAAAGUAGUUAAAAAUUGGCAAAUAGCAUGCAAAUUUAAUUAAAUUUUGUUCUAGAAAAAUCUACAAUUCUUCAUAACUUGAAUGAACCAGUAUCCCUUGCUCAAGCAUAAUUUCCACAGUAAAUUUAGUCUCCUCUAACAGGGGCGUAAAAAUUCACCUCUAAAUUUCUCCCCUAUCCCACCCCACCCCCUCUCAAAUCCUCAAACCUAAAAUCUGUGGCCACAUAUAAAAAGCUAUUAGUGUGCUACAGCUACUACACACUGUAUUGUACUAAGAAAAUUGCAAUUUCUAAUAAAAAUAUUACAAUUAUUUUUUGAAUAUUCAAAAUAAAGAAACCCAAACUUACAGUUUCAUUGAAUACACACUUUACGUUAGGUUUCACCAAAUAUCAAAUCCAAAAAUAGUUGUAAGAAAAAUCAGUACAAUGCCCAUUCCAAAAUGCUGGCCUUGUUUUAAAUGUAAUUACUUACUGCCCAAUGAAAUAUCAAUUUAACACAUUCCAUAAUAUUUUUAAAAAAAAAGAAAAGUUCACUCUAGUAACAAUACAAGAAUAAACAAAAGACAAAAUUUUCUGUGUAGGAAAAAAUCCUACACAGAAAAUCAAAGUGGCACGGAUUAUGUAGUGUAAAACGACUUGACACAUUAUUAAAAUGUCUCAUUUUAGCUGAUUGAAGCUGUGGUUUUACCAAUGACACAUAAAGAAAGAUUUGAGGCGCUUGGGAUUCAACCUCCAAAAGGUACAAUUAUCCAAAUAGGAUUUUUACAUGGUAAUCUGUAAAAAGAAUAUGCAUUUGUUGGCAUUCAUUGAGGGCAUUGGUCACUGUUGCUCCCUGUAUAGGAUAUCUAUGACUUGAUAUAUCUGAUGUCACAUUAGUUUUCUUUGUGCACCCAUCCCUUGCAGAUCUCCAGAGUACAUCCAAUAGAUACUGUAAUGUUUGUUUUUUUCUUUCAAUGCAGGUGUGCUAUUAUAUGGAGCCCCUGGUACUGGAAAAACUCUCCUAGCUCGAGCCUGUGCCGCCCAAACCAAGUCUACAUUCUUGAAGCUAGCGGGACCCCAGCUGGUACAAAUGUUUAUUGGAGAUGGAGCCAAGUUGGUCAGAGAUGCAUUUGCUUUAGCGAAGGAAAAACAGCCUGCAAUAAUAUUUAUUGAUGAACUUGAUGCUAUAGGUACAUUUUCACAUUACCCUUCAUUACAGCUUUUUGCAGAGCUAAUUUACUAUUUAUAGACUUAAGAGACCAUGAGUUGACAGAAUCAUAUAUGUCUUUUCAUUGUUUGGUGGUCAGGAACCAAAAGGUUUGACAGUGAAAAGGCAGGAGAUCGUGAAGUACAGAGAACUAUGUUAGAGUUACUUAAUCAAAUGGAUGGAUUUCAACCCAAUUCUAUGAUAAAGGUAUGUUCAUUAAAAAUGUCAAGGCAAUGUUGAUUUAAUUUAUUCUCUAGCUUGGCUUCAUUUGUUUAACUCUAAAAUUUAAUGCCCUUUAGUUUUAUUAAUUGUAAAAAAAUUUACUGUUUCUCAUUCUUAAGGUCAUUGCAGCAACAAACAGAGUAGAUAUAUUGGAUCCGGCUCUAUUGAGAUCUGGUCGUCUGGACAGAAAAAUAGAAUUUCCACAACCAAAUGAAGAAGCAAGGGCUCGUAUAUUACAGAUUCACUCUAGGAAAAUGAAUGUGAAGUAAGAAAGAAAUCAGUGGGUUUAAACAAUUUAAAAUCUUUUUAGUAACUAAGUCCACAUUCAGCAUUUUAACAUGUUAAAAAAUUGGUCUCUAAUUUAUUAUAUUAUAAUAAUAUAUGUGGUUUUUUUCUUUAGCAAAGAUGUGAAUUAUGAAGAAUUGGCCAGGUGCACCGAUGACUUUAAUGGAGCUCAGUUGAAAGCAGUGUGUGUGGAAGCUGUAAGUGUUAAACUUUUAUCUUGAUCUUGAUCUUUUGUUCUUUCUCUUUAACCCUUUACAGUGCCCGAAAUGGCCGAUUUUUUCCUUAAGCCUACAGUCCGUUGCGACCAAACCCGCCCGUUUGGAGGUUGUUUACUUUCGUUAUUAGCACAAAUCCAUUGUACAUUACUAAUUAUAGUUCUACCGGAAGAAAGCUUAGUUCUCAGAAUUUAUUUUGAUACUAGUUUGAACGCAGUGUGUUUAGUGGUUCAUUUUCUGCGAUUUUUUAAAAAGUUGCAAUUUUUUUUCUGUAAAAAAUGGCUUUCCAAGCCUUGGAUAAAAUUUUGAAAUAACUCUAAUGAAGCUUCAUUAUUUCAUGAGUCUAGAAGCAAUAGUAAAGAAUAUGAUAUAGACAUUAAUUUAAAUGACGCUUCUAGUGAUAGGGAUUCAAGUGAAGAAGAUAAUAGUAAUAGUAGAGACGUCGAUGAAAACGGACGUAUGGAUUCCACUCUGACUGAUCAGCAAGAUCAUGAGUGGUCUAGGAAUUUUUCACAAAUCAAAGUGGGAGGGUCCCCCGAAACUGUUUUUAAGUUUAACUUUUGCUUCAAUCAUUUCUUUGUAUUUAGGUAUUUUUAAUUUUAUUUUCUUGCUUCUAGAUUAUUUUCUGUAAAUUAAUUAGAUAAAGAACCUUCACUUAAAAUGGAGUUAUGUCCCCUUGCUUGGGCGCUGGGAGUAGAAAAGGCUGAAUAGGCUUGGACUGUAAAGGGUUAAUUGGUUCAUAUACUUAAGCCUAAAUGUUAGAGGCAGAUAUAAAUAUUUUAAAAUUGACAUCCUUUUUAUUGUGUACAGACAUAAGAAGUUUUUAAACAUUUCUUUUCCCAGGGAAUGAUAGCAAUGAGGAGAGAAGCUGUUGAACUGACACAUGAAGAUUACAUGGAUGCCAUUAUUGAAGUCCAAGCUAAAAAGAAAGCCAAUCUCCAGUACUAUGCUUAAGUUGAUUAUGAUGACUGACAGUGAUGAGUUUUACUGAAAUGGUACCUCUGUGUUAUUUAUUUUCUUUUACAUUUGAAUAACCGAUCUGUUUUGAAGAAUAAAAUCUUUCUUAUGACUUGCAUUGUUUUGUUUUUUUAAUUUUAAAAAAAUAUUUUAACAUCCACCAUUAUCUAUGUUAGUCAAUUUAAAUUCAGUUUUUGCUUCAGGAUAAUUUAUUCUCUUCUCCAAGAAAUAAAUUCAUCACUAGCUAUGCUGAAUUGAAUCAGCUUUUUAUUUUUAUUUUUUUGAGUGGGAGCCAUUUUAAUAAAUUAUAUCUGCUAAGAAAGAUAUUGUUGGCCCAUGUUCAUCUGUUCCAGUUAACCAACCCACAGUAUUUCUGCAUUUCAUCUCGGUCCAACACCGGUUUAUCUUUUCUUUCAGUUAUUUUGAAAUUAUAUAGUUCCAAAGAAUUUUGUUAUGAAAAUUAUUAUAGGUCAGUUAUGUGUUGACACUUAUUGGUACCAUUCCUGUAGAUCUUUGAAUAUGUCCUAUUUACACAAGUGUUGUUUAUUUUUUAAAAACUAUGGUUCUUGAAAUAUUAUUGUGGAGGUAAAAUAUCAGGUUCUUUUUUAAGAAAACAAACACUUUGAACAUUGACAAAGUCAAAGAUAAUCUUUUUUUUAAAAAAAAAGGUUUACAACUAACUGUACCAAAAUAUGUACAUUGGUAUUUAAAAGCCAGAAUUGUCAUAUUCUAUGUCUAAAAAAUAAGGAACCAACCAAUGCUGUCAUGAUAGUAGCCUCAAGAGUAUCAGAACCUAAUUUAGUCAUGGUUGUCAUAAAAGACAUUAUUGUAUGCAAAAUAAUGAAAUACAUUUGUUUUUAAAAAAUCUC
Lymnaea stagnalis (great pond snail) is the source of this 8099-nucleotide messenger RNA. Lineage: Eukaryota; Metazoa; Mollusca; Gastropoda; Lymnaeidae. The record is from the annotation of a GenBank genome assembly.